UGUAUGCAUAUGACAUACAAAUGGCCUUUGUGCUCAUAGUCUACCCGGGUGGGUUCUUGAUUAGGAUAGGCCCCAGAAACCGAUGAUUGGAUAUUGAUGACUGAGGCGUUAUGUUGUAAAUACUAACCACGUGUGCACAUACUUCUAUAGCUUAGACAGUUUAAUCCAGGUCAAUGUCCAUGAGGUACAUGUGACUGUGUGGUAGAUGUGAUAUACUACGUAUACUUUAGGUUGCGACAGGCUGCAAUGACAACAGCGAGAAACGGGGCACAACGUUAGAUGAUGAAAUAUGAAGUUACGUCAUGCAUACGGAGGUGUUGAAUUCCUAGCGUCACAUUCUUCUUGGUUGUAGUAACAGAUAUGAGUGUCUCUUGGACUAAAACAUCCUUCCUGCUUCCAAACACGAUGAGAGAAAAUCAUGACGUUGUAUUAAACCACAGGAACAUCUACAAGCAUUUGCCUCUUCUGUGGAAUAGCUGUGUUGUCUUGGAUCAUGCCCUGUCUUCAUAUACCUACGGUAGAAAAUAUUCUCAAACUGUAACAUAGUCACAACUGUAUGUCUGGUGGAGACGUUCAACGUCAGCUACAUCUGCAGAAUGUCUGGACAAAGUCUGCAGAAUGUCUGGACAAAGUCUGCAGAAUGUCUGGACAAAGUCUGCAGAAUAUCUGGACAAAGUCUUCAAACACUGUACACUACAGUGGUACAGAAGCUGGAUACUGUGAGUGGACCAAAUCCGGAGCAAUGCGAUGCCUGUUGGAGUCGCACGUUGAAGUCAGAUGGAGAGUUUCAGUGUAUUGAUUGUUAUGACGUUCUUUGUAAGCCUUGUUCGACAGGACACCAAUCGUCCAGUGCCACAUAUUCUCACAAAGUUGUACCCUUAAGGGACAUCAGAGAAGGGAUACAUUGUGUCAGAAGUCCACGUUGUGUGUCAAUCCCGUGUCUCGACCACCCUGGGGCUUUAUACAAAUACCUGUGUGGGUCGUGCAUGGUUCCCGCAUGUGAUAAAUGUGUUCUUGGUCAGCACACCGCAAAUACAUGUACUGUUCAUCCUCUGGAAAAGGCACUGGAAAUAUGUAAAACCAAUCUUGAAGAGUCGAAGGACAUCAUGGACACUGUUUUGUCAUCUUUAUCUUCAUCAGUUACCCAUCUGGACCAAAGGAAUACAUUCCUUGUUAAGGAACGUGAUCAGUCAAUUCAACAACUUCAUCAAAAAGCACAAUCACUUGUCGAACAAGUAUUGACUGAGGAAAACAAAUGUGUAAAGAAGUUAAACGAUCUUUACAAUUUGCAGAUUGGCUCUGUUGAAUUAGAGUCAAGAGACAUAAAGGAUAAACUAUGCGCUGUCAAAGACCUAAAAUGUUUGUCUGAAGAAGUCCAGGAAGAAGGUAACAGUGUUCAGGUAACUAUUUUAUCAAAGUCUUUGACGAGCUGUAAGGAAGAACUUCGAUCCUUCAAAACGCUACCUUCUCUAAAGAGACAUAAAAUCUUCACAGUUGAGUGUAGCCUUCUCGAAAAAGAAUCAAUAUUUCUGAUACCUGAGCUGAAGUCCAAUACAGAAUCGAUGUGCUCGCCUGAUACCCAUUGUGACAGAAAAACAGAACAAUCGGAUAAUGAAGAUCACAACGUUAGAAGCCAUUCUCACUUGCCUGCAGAGGAGACAACAGAUUCCGCCUCUGGUGAAAUCAUCAGCAUAACUGCUUCCAUGGCUUUCACAGGAGGUUUAGGGAGCGCCUACUUGAAACAGAAAUAUGGCAUAAUCUUGGAGGAAAACGGCACAAUAGAUGGUGACGCAUCCAUUGAAGAUACCGCUGAAGAUCCUGUCCUAAUGGACAGCAAAACAGUUGCCAAUGUACCUACCUGGCCGUCACAUGAAUAUCUCAUGGCUAAAUCUAAUCGUAGGGGUAUGAACUAUGAUCAUGCAGGUCUAUAUCCCCCCCAUGAAGACAGUGUGCUAUGUCUCCAACCAUAUCCAAAUAGCACAAAUACACCUCAGAUAGGCUUCGGGAACCCAAACAUCUGUGGACUUUCCACUCUGCCAGUGUCUUUGAAACCGCAUCAAACUAUAUGCCUCUCGAACCAUCAGAAUCAGGCCAAAACAGAUGUCAGUGCUCUGUCUGUAGGAGACGAUCAUAUACUUGUCGUUGACCGGGAUAGCAGGACUGUCAAAAUGGUUGAUGGGAGCUAUAAACUAAAGGACACAUUAUACAUAGAUGAGUUGUCCGCUCACCCACAUCACUCACUGGCAGUCAUAAGUAAUCAUGUUGUGUUUGUGUGUGGAAUGUAUGUACAUGUUACUGAUCAGCACCUGACACUACUGCGGAGCUUCCAACUCCUGCAGGAUCAGUAUCAAGGAGAAACAUACCUUCCCCUGUGCAAGUUCAGUGACAAAUCCUUUAUCAUAGGCAAUUUGCCAGGAUCACUUCUUCGAAUUUAUAACAUUCUUGGACAGCUUGAAGCGGAGGUCAUGUCACCACUCCGGGGUGCAACUGUGGCAAUCGCUCAGAACAACCAUGGUCACCUAUUAUUCAGUUCCUGGGAGAAGGGUGGCUUAGUCCUUGAGGUCCAGAAGGACCUUCAGGUCGUCCGAACAUACAGGCCCUAUGGCGUACCGUUGUGGUACCCUGAAGACAUAAGCGUUGACCAUACUGGAAGAGUAUUCGUCACAGACCCUGUACUAAACCACAUCCAUGGUUAUAAUUCAGUUGGAAUUCCUCUUUUUAUGUACUCUACAGCAAACGACGGGCUUCUGUUUCCAAGGUGCAUUGUUGUGAAGGAUGAUACGUGCGUUGUGUCUGGCAAGCAUGGAAACAUAAUAUUGUACAAGAUAAUAUAUGUUCAGCUGAGCUAAGACGUAAAUCGUGGGUAGAUUGAAAUGCUUUGUAAGGAAUUUUAGGGUACGAGCACAAACUGUUCGCAUUCAGCAAUGCUCCAGUUAUCGGCUUCUAAAUAAUCGGAUCUGGACCAGACAAACCAGGUACAUUCCAUUGGACGAGAGAUCGGUCACAAAACCGCAAAACUAACGUUCAUGAGUGUAUCGCCAACACAUGUUGACGUUCAUACUUAUUUCACGAGACUGUAUUCUUGAAAUGACGUAAGCACUGACGGACUACUUCCACGUUCCUGGAAUUCCCCAGCACAAAAACACAUGGAAGCGUUGUCUGUGAUCAUUUAGACCAUGUAAUCUUGAACUCAGCGUUUUAAGCUAGGAUAAGCCAGAGAAUUUGACUGCAUGAUCGUUCACAAAUAUCCUCCAUCUUAGUGAUCAAAACGAAGAAAUGCACAUCAAAACUACAGUCUACAGUAAUCUAUGAACUUUCCUUAGUAUGUAUUGGACACAUCUUUACAAUGACCCUUCGAUGAUCGGCCAAUUGAUCAGUGAUGACUGACACGAGUACUUGUAAGCGCCACAGAUUCAGGAACAACUUCGGAAAUCUUUCCAGACCCGUUAAGAUUCGGGUAGAAUUGGUCUUCAGUAACCCAUGCUUGUCGUAAGAAGCGACCAACGGAAACGGGUGGUCAGGCUCACUGAUUUGGUUGAUGCAUGUCAUCGUAUCCCAUUUGCGUAGAUCGAUACUCAUGAGGAAAAUAUCACUGGAUUGUCUGGUCCAGACUCGAUUAUUUACAGACCGCCGUGAUAUAGCUGGAAUAUUGUUUAGUGCGGCGCUGAACAACGAACACACAAACAGACGGAAAUAUCUCCCGUCACGUUUAUUGUGUCGGCCAUUUUGACGUCUUGUACUUGAUGUAUAUGUAUGACGACUGACAUUGUGACUGACUUACUGGGGGUAGUUCUUAACAGACCUUUCUCUACUUAUGAUGAUAUUAUGUGACUAUAUUUGUUGUAAACCGACUACAAAGAUGUCAGUGAAAAA
This is a messenger RNA of Haliotis rufescens (red abalone), 3873 nucleotides long. RefSeq lists its product as uncharacterized. The coding region runs from base 597 to 2849 and encodes 750 amino acids. The record is from RefSeq and is a predicted model, not a curated record. Lineage: Eukaryota; Metazoa; Mollusca; Gastropoda; Lepetellida; Haliotidae. The transcript has 2 exons.